This is a messenger RNA of Xenopus laevis (African clawed frog), 3329 nucleotides long. RefSeq names its product NIMA-related kinase 11 L homeolog (gene nek11.L). Lineage: Eukaryota; Metazoa; Chordata; Amphibia; Anura; Pipidae. The transcript has 17 exons. Gene Ontology annotation, cellular component: nucleolus. Gene Ontology annotation, molecular function: protein serine/threonine kinase activity; kinase activity; protein kinase activity. Bases 568 to 2367 code for a protein of 599 amino acids. The record is from RefSeq and is a predicted model, not a curated record.
CCCUAUAAACGGCGCGUUCUGGCGUCAGAACGCGCCGUUUAUAAGCUUAAAGUGACAGCACUUGCAGCUGCUGCUCUCUCCCUGCAGCGUUCUCUCCACUCGUAACCCCCUCCCACCUGUCUUCCACACAUAACUCUCUUACUUUACAGGCGCGCUGCUUCUGUCUCUCUCAACUAUCGUUGCUCUUACUUUACUUUCAGGUCUCUCUCUCUCCCAGCUCCUCCGUCUCCGGUUUCCUCUUUCGCUCCGCCCACUCAUAAUGCCUCUCCUACGGAAUGCAUUUUAGGACAUGCUGCGCACAAAUACCUUUGCUGCAUGCGUUGUCCUAUGCCUAUAGCUCAUUCUCCUCCUCACAGUCUCUUGCUCCCCCUCCCACCAUGGCAAAAUCUCUCUCUCCCUCUCAUGUUCAGCUGCCCCUCCCAUCCUCCGUGUCCACAGUCUCACUCGUGUUGCUUUUCCUCAUGCUCCGUUUAAGGCAGAGCUGAUCAUCUCACCCAAGGCAGAGUAAAGACAAAUAAUGUCACCAUCUUAGUGGACUAUUGCUGAAUAAGGACAUACUCUGUGAUCAUGCCAAAUGUCCACGAAAGUCAGCGAAUGUUUCAUGCAGGGCCUUUGUCAGCAUGUACAGACACCUUGAUUGCAAAAAGGUACUUGCUACAGCAGAGGCUUGGCAAGGGGAGCUUUGGCACUGUCUACCUGGUGAUUGACAAGAAGGCAAAAGAUGAACAAGACAGCUUAAAAGUUCUAAAAGAGAUACCUGUUGGGGAACUGAAUCCCAAUGAAACAGUUCAAGCAAAUGUGGAGGCCCAGCUACUGUCAAAGUUGGAUCACCCCGCCAUUGUCAAAUUUCAUUCAAGCUUCCUGGAGAAUGAAAGUUUCUGCAUCAUCACAGAAUAUUGUGAGGGCAGAGAUCUGGAUUUUAAAAUCCGUGAAUGCAAGAAGAAUGGGGAAACAAUUGCUGAAAGUCAGGUUGUUGAAUGGUUUAUCCAGUUAUUACUUGGUGUUAACUACAUGCAUGUAAGGAGAAUUCUACACAGAGAUUUAAAGGCAAAGAAUAUAUUUUUGAAAAAUAAUUUGCUAAAAAUUGGGGAUUUUGGGGUUUCUCGUCUUUUGAUGGGCUCAUGUGAUCUGGCAACAACAUUCACUGGGACCCCUUAUUAUAUGAGCCCUGAAGCUUUGAAACAUCAGGGCUAUGAUUCAAAGUCAGACAUUUGGUCCCUAGCUUGUAUCCUUCAUGAGAUGUGCCACCUGGAACAUGCAUUUAAUGGCUACAAUUUCUUGUCCGUUGUUAUUAAUAUUGUUGAAGGGGAAACACCAUCUCUCCCAGACUGUUAUUCAAGCAACCUUAAUUUGAUAAUGAACAGAAUGCUGAACAAAGAUCCUGUCCUGCGACCUGGUGCUGGAGAAAUAUUACAAGAUCCAUUUAUCAGUGAACAACUAAAGCAAGUAAAAUGGGAAUUGUAUGGAGCUGAGGUUAAAUACAAGACAGCCAUCUGCAAGAAAGAAGCUGACCAAAUAAGAAAUGUUGUUCAGAGGAAGUUUCAUCUCCAAACUCUGCGGGAGCUCUCUGAGGUCCAGAAAAUGACCCCAAGAGAACGAAUGAGGUUACGAAAGCUGAAUGUUGCUGAUGAGAAGGCAAAGAGACUAAAACAACUUGCAGAAGAAAAAUAUCAAGAAAAUCAUAAGCGAAUGCAAGAACUGAGGUCUCGCAAUUUUCAACUCCAUAGUAUUGAUGUACUUCAUCAAGAGGAUACAACAGACCAUCUGAUACAGUCAGAACCAAUAAGUGCAAGACAUUACACACCUCAGAACUAUCAUGAUGAAAAUGAAGACACACAAGAUAGGCUCUGUGCAUCAGAACCUAACCGAGAGAUUCCAGAAGAUCCAUGUGUAGCAGAUGCCUAUUAUGAAGAUGGAUUUGACUCUUGCUCUGAAGAAAGUGAUGAGUGUGUUGAGGAGGAAGAUGAAUAUGAUAGCGACUCCCAAAUUACAUACCAACAGGACAGUGAUGUGAAGGCAAUGGUGCUGCAUUUGGAAGAUAUGCUGGCGUCCAGCUGUUUUGAUACAGAUGCUGCCACCAACAUGUCUCCACCUGUUCCCUUGAGAUCAAGUGAUAUAAAUGGUACCAUGGCACAAACCAAGCUGAGCCGCAUGAGAGAGUCAGCUGUGCAGAGUCUGGGCAAGAAAACUUUCGAUAAGGUCUACAUCUAUCUGAAGAGCGCAAGGAAAAAUAAGACCAAUGAAAAGGAAGUAAAGAAGCAACUAGAGAGUAUGGUCUCCAAGCCAAAUGAGUGCUUUUUGGUAGACCAACUUCUCUACUUUGAGGAAGAACUGGCAGCCAUGUCUUCAAGAACAAACAAAGCUUGAUAUGGAAUGACAGAAGCUAAUCAUACACUUGUAUACAAGUAAUAACAAUGCAGGUUGCCUGGCACAUAGUUACUGCACAGAGAAUUAAUUGGAGGUGACACGAUAUUGGUAGUAUAAAGUGUGUUUGAACCCCUCUUUGCAGUCAAACAUCUGUUCAGCCCUAGCAACCCCUUGUUCAUAACUGAGUGAUAGAUAUAUACUUGUCAUUGUAGUUAUAUCCAGGAAAGGAAAUUAGCAUUUACCCAAAUCCCACCUUAACUGGUCCUUUGAUCCCCUCCCACUGCAUCACUCACCCCUACAUCACUCUCCCCUACAUCACUCUCCCCUACAUCACUCUCCCCUACAUCACUCUCCCCUACAUCGCUCUCCCCUACAUCGCUCACCCCUACAUCGCUCACCCCUACAUCGCUCUCCCCUACAUCGCUCUCCCCUACAUCGCUCUCCCCUACAUCGCUCUCCCCUACAUCGCUCACCCCUACAUCGCUCACCCCUACCUCACUCUCCCCUGCAUUACUCUCCCCUACAGCACUCUCCCCUACAUCACUCUCCCCUAAAAGAGUUAGAUGCACAGUUGUCAACCUCAGAUGUAAAAAAACAAUGUUGUGUGUGCUGUCCCGACAUAGAAGUAUGUACAGUACUGGAAUUAGGCACAGCCAGCCCGAUUCACUGUAAAUUCACUGUAAUCUUUUGUACCACAAUGUGUAAAAAUCACAAACAUUGCCUGUGUAAUGAAAACCUCAAAAUUGUAAAUGUGUCCAUUAAAGUUAAAAAUAUAUAUAUAUACAGUAUAUAUGGAAAGUACUGUAUAUCUUGCUCUCAUGAGUACUUAAUGUUUAAUGUUAAAUAAAAUAUCAGUUAUCGUGUUUUCCAUGUAAAUAUAGAAGUCAGGGAAAAAUGUUGAUGAAAAAUGUAGAUGUGUCAAAAAAAUAUCCCCAUUAAACUGGUGGUUUCCAUUUGUGUGA